AUGGCCGCCAACAAUUUUCUCGAUCGUCUCGUGGGCCUUGCAAUGCUCAUAAUCGCUUCGACCGUCUUUCUCUACUACACUGUCUGGACACUUUUGAUGCCCUUCGUCGAUGACUCGCACCCCGUCCAACACCUCUUUCCCCCGCGCGUCUGGGCGAUUCGAAUUCCAGUCAUCCUCCUACUCCUUGGCGGCGCGGUCGUUGGCAGCUUCCUCAGCAUUGUCAUGAUACGGAGCAACCGCAAGAAGGCACUUAAGGCGAAGCAAAAGGCUCAGGCGCAAAAGGCGAAAUAG
This is a messenger RNA of Zasmidium cellare ATCC 36951, 291 nucleotides long. RefSeq lists its product as uncharacterized. NCBI's taxonomy places the organism in Eukaryota, Fungi, Ascomycota, Dothideomycetes, Mycosphaerellales, Mycosphaerellaceae. Gene Ontology annotation, molecular function: enzyme regulator activity. The record is from RefSeq and is a predicted model, not a curated record. Gene Ontology annotation, biological process: GPI anchor biosynthetic process. Bases 1 to 291 code for a protein of 96 amino acids. The transcript is spliced from 3 exons. Gene Ontology annotation, cellular component: dolichol-phosphate-mannose synthase complex; endoplasmic reticulum membrane.